UGCUUUGUUCUGAGAAUUCAACUGGCAACCAUGUUGAAUCACUUUAUUCCUCCUCAUCACUUGCUUCUCGACUCUCUGACAUUACAUCAACAACUGCCGUUAUUCGUCUUGGUAGUUGUGACGCAGAACCAGGAAUACCGGAAGAAGCAGCAACAGAGCUCACAAUCGCGGCAGAAGAAGCAGCAACAGAGGUCACAGCCAAAACUGAAGAAGUAAAAGAUGCAGCUCUCAAUGCAGGCGAAGAUGAGGUAGUUGUCAUUUGCCUAGUUGAGCCAGCUGUUAUUCGUCUUGGUGGAUAUUGA
Dentiscutata erythropus is the source of this 302-nucleotide messenger RNA. NCBI's taxonomy places the organism in Eukaryota, Fungi, Glomeromycota, Glomeromycetes, Diversisporales, Gigasporaceae. The record is from the annotation of a GenBank genome assembly.